AUGAAAUCGUCGCCGCUGAAGCUAGUAAUAAAUAUGUGUCGGUUCGGAUUCGUUGCGAGGCGCUCCGUGCUUGCGUCAGCCCUCAAAUAUUUGCGGACGGGGAUUGGAGCGGCCGCGUAUAGUCUUAAACAAUACAGGGGCGGCCUCCGGCGUGUUUUUAUUUUCGCGCGGCCGAACUGCAACGGAGCGAGGCGGCCUCCUUUCGGAGAUCGAACGCCGCGCAAAAAGCCCGCCGGAGCGAGGCGAAAGGCACGCGGAUUAAAGGAACAACACGAGAGCACGCAGACGGACGGGUUCCGUGCGAGCGUACGC
Molecule: messenger RNA, 312 nt
Organism: Iphiclides podalirius (scarce swallowtail)
Lineage: Eukaryota; Metazoa; Arthropoda; Insecta; Lepidoptera; Papilionidae
Source: the annotation of a GenBank genome assembly